Molecule: messenger RNA, 2664 nt
Organism: Pelobates cultripes (western spadefoot toad)
Lineage: Eukaryota; Metazoa; Chordata; Amphibia; Anura; Pelobatidae
Source: the annotation of a GenBank genome assembly
GGCACCAGAUGCCAAAAAUCUGAUAAUGCUGAGCAGAAAGGAGAGGAACCUCCAGGUACGCUAACACAUUGUGUGUGUCUGACUGUAGAUCUAUGUAUCUUGUUAAAACAGUUUUAGCAUUUUAUAAAAGCUCACUGUAUUUUAUAACUUCCUGUUUUACCCUCCGCUACUUGUCCUCUAUCUCCUCUUCCCUAUUUAGGAAACACAAUAACCAUUCUACUAGCAGGACCUUCCUGCUCGUAUAACAACUUUAAGUAUAGUUUUCUGUAAACUUUUUUUACCAGAAAGGACACAUUAAGAUUUCUAUAGUUUGAUUAUUUCCUGCAAAGUUCGUACAAAAUAUAUUGUGAGUUUCUCCUAACCCCCCUACUUCCCUUGUGUGUUUUCCCACACGACUGCCCAUACAGUCACCACUCAUAUGAAUACAUAAAAAAAAAUGCUCUCCCCAAGAAAUCUGUAAAAGAUUUUGGACGAGGUAGAUGAUAGCUUUAUGUUAUAGUUUUACAAAGCUGGAAGAAGGAGCCUUCCUACAACAAACCAUUUGAGAGGGCAAAGCCUGUUAUGAUACAUGAAGUGUCUGUUUGAAGAAAAGCGUAUGUAUUAAAAGAUCAUAUCAUCUUUCUUGUAUUGUGUAGUAUUUCUAAUGCUGAUUGAACAACAUUGUCUGUCAACAUUGUGAUUUGACUGCUGUCUUUUUAUUUAAUUAUUUAUAGAGUGUCUAAAGACUCCAAACUCUCCUAAAAGGGCCAAUGGUUCAUCAGCAAGUAAUAGGUGGUCCUCAGUUGAUCUGAACACUCCUAAACAUCAUAUCACGUCAGCUAUUAAUGGUGGGUCAUCGAAAGACGUCCCUAGACAUGCAACUCAGCCGGAUAUUGAUAAAAUAAGGGUGCAGAUCAAACAGGACAUAAAGAAAGAACUAAAAAUCGCAUACGGAGCCAGAAACAUUGGAAACAUCACAUCGAACAGAAAACAUCAAGGAAAAGUUAACAAGUUUCUAAAAACAUCACGAAAGAAACUAGAUGAGCUUUACAAAAGGCUUCAAGAGCGAAAUGCACAGAUCGUCUUGCAAGAUACAGAAGGUACAUUUUGAGACUUUGUGUUUCCUUGUAAUGCAUGUGCUUGUUUAUUGUGUAUGUAUGUAUAUAUAUAUUUCAAGUAUUUCCUGGAGAACAUGUAUAAAUACUAUGUCACACAUCCAACAUGUAAAUGUAGCGUACAGAUAUUUAGAAGGACAUUACGAGUAAUAACUAUUCAAUUUUGAUUUUACAAUUUGGUGGAUGUUUUAGAGACUUUAAAAAGCAAGGCAAGUGAUGUAUGAGAUCGUAAACUCAACUAUAGAAAAGAUCUCUUGUUGAGCAUCAGAUCACCCACAUUAUACAGUGUGAAAACUUGCAGAAAUAAAUAAAUAUUGCCUGAGGAAGGCUUAGCAUUGUUUGUUUUACAAAAAUGUAAAUGAGUUCAGUGCAAAUUCAACUUUUAGCUAAUUACAGUGUAUUAAAUGAAUACUCCAGGCACUAUAACAAUUACAGAUAUAGGAUUUAUGGGAUUUAUGGUGCCAUCCAAUGGUAAGAUGUCAAAAAGUCAAACAGCUUUUGUAUAGUGAAGCACCUUAACUGUGUCCCCGGAACCUGCAGAAACAUCCACUGCACCUAGUGUUCUAAAGCCAGAAAACAUGUCAGAUGUCUCUGUAAAUUAAAACAUGACCAUUAAAGGAACAUAUUAAUUGGCUGAAGUAGCUCAGUGGAUGCUCUUAGCCAAUUAGCCAGGUCCUACAUGCCCCUACUUUGUUUUAUAAGGCAAUGAGAAUUUUCUCGCUGGAGUAGACUGAAUGCAGGGGAUGAGGUCACAGGCGCCCAGCUGUACCCAGGUAAGGCGUCACACGAGAAUAGUGUGACAGGGCACUCCAGAAACCAUAGCCACAGCAGCAGGCUAUAGUGGUUAAGGUCUUUGGAGUGUUCCUUUAAAUGUGAACUAAAGACUGAAGACUACACAAUUUUUAUCACAUUGUACAAAAUGAAUAAAUGAACAAUUCUGCAAAAUAAAUAAGAAAUGAGAAAAAAGGCACUCACUUUUGAAGCUUUUACAAUUCUUGGAAGUUAACAGGAUUUGCAGCUUCUACAGUGAGCUAUGUCUAUAUAGGAAAUCUUUGGCCCAAUCCUGGUGUUUGCAUUAUUACAUGAGGGAGACAUUUAUUGGGAUCUUGUGAAAACAUACAGAGUUGCAAAGUGGCUUAUAAAAUAACCCCAUUUAUGCCAUGUCUGGCUAUUAUAGCCCCACAGAAAAUGUUGUUCAAGGUGUCAGCCUGUGAUGUCAUCAAGCAUGGGAUGGUGGACUUUUAGCUGUGAUUUUUGUUGUUUUUGUUGAUUAACUACUGCUCUUAGUAUUUAUGUAAACUAGAAUAACUUUACUUACACAUCUUAAUGAUACUUACUUUUUAUAUUUAUUAAGUGAAACUGUCUGCCGACAUUUCUAAAUUCUGUAUAUUUUUCUUGUUACUAAUGUCUGGGAUAUCCAGAGACCUCCUCUGAUGCUCCUAAAUGUGACACCGGCUCCCAGACAGAUAACGCCAAGCUGACUGCUUUGAAACAACAGCUGGAAAUUGAGUUGAAGGUGAAACAUGGAGCAGAGACUAUGGUCCAAGCAUAUUCAAAUGGGCAUUCCAAA